AUGUUAUCAUCUUCUGGUAAUUGUGGUACUUCUGUAACGGUUACUAAAGCCGCUGCAGCUGAGAAUUCUGUUACUCUUGGUGAUUGUUAUACGGCAGCAUCGGAUGACAUUCCAACAACCAGCUGUGGACGAUUUGAAGGUGAUGAGGAUGGUGGUGACAAUGAAGGAGGAAGUAGUGGCGGUGGCAUUAGCGAUGCUAAUAAUGGUGUUGUGCCCAUGGAAUCUGCCCCAUCAUCAUCUUCAUCAACGUCGUCAUCAUCUGGACUAGGACCAGUAGGAGUUAUGCCAAUGGAAGGUACCACUACUACAGGUAAAGAAGAUUUGGGACCGGUUUCCAGAGAUCGUUGUAAUACUUGGCCGAUGCGACGACCACAACUUGACAUUAAUGCCCAAACCAGUCCGUUGAUCCAUGAGCAAAUUCCAGAAGAGGAAGCUGA
Molecule: messenger RNA, 437 nt
Organism: Acanthocheilonema viteae
Lineage: Eukaryota; Metazoa; Nematoda; Chromadorea; Rhabditida; Onchocercidae
Source: the annotation of a GenBank genome assembly